AUGGAUGGCCACAGCCAUGGGCACGAUCAUGGCCAUGGCCAUGGCGACGAAGGACAUGGCCACAGCCACUCCGUGGAGACGCCCAAAUCCGACUAUCUCGAUGACGAGCAGCGUCUGCAAAGAGCCGUGUUCUGGGCCCUGUCGUUUAUGCUGGUGGAGAUCAUCGGUGGGUUGAUGGCCAAUUCUUUGGCCGUUCUUACGGAUGCAGCACACAUGCUGUCCGAUGUCGGUGGUUUCAUCGUGUCGCUGGUUGCCCUACAGCUUUCCAGAAUGGAAGCAACGAAAGAGUACACGUUCGGCUACAAGCAGGCAGAAGUUCUGGGCGCGCUGUUGUCAGUGGCCCUUGUUUGGGCCCUUACAGCAGUUCUGCUGUCGGAGGCAGUGCCAAGAUUUUUCAGGCCGGAACCAGUCAACGGGAAACUGAUGUUUGUCGUUGCCACGAUCGGCUUGGUUGUGAACCUGGUAUUGAUGCAGGUGUUGGGGCACGGACACUCGCACGAUGGUGGCCAUGGACAUUCCCACGACGAUGACAGCGUUGCUGUGCAAGCCGCCCUGGCCCACGUCAUCGGCGACAUUGUUCAAUCGCUGGGGGUCUGUGUGGCAGCCUUGUGCAUCUGGUUGGAACCUUUCGAUAUUGGGUCGACUCCAACUGCAGAUGGAGAGGUCAGCAACUGGAUUUAUGCCGAUCCAAUGUGCACCUGUAUGUUUGGGGUGAUCGUGCUUUUUACCACCAGGUCGACUAUGGUGCGCACCGUAGAGACGUUGAUGGGCAAGGCACCAACAAGUAUAGAUCAGGACAAGAUGUCGGAUGAAUUGCUGCGAAUAGAAAAUGUCGAAUCCAUUCAUGACCUCCACGUUUGGAAAUUUGGAUCCAGCCAAGUCUGUUGCACAGCACAUCUAGUUGUCGAUUCGCCUGAGCAUCAAGGGCGGGCUUUGCGUGAGGCGAUUGCGAUCGUCAAGCGAAAAGGAAUCGGACACAGCACCUUCCAGAUGGAGGUGCUCGGGGAGAUGGCAGCUGACAGAUGUGGAGGUUGCGAUGACAGCCCUUUGGAUCAUGGCCACGAUCAUGCUGAGGGCGGCGGCCACAAGUCCCACGGUCACGAGUCCCAUGGGCACGAGUCCCAUGGGCACGAGUCUCACUGUGAUGGGUCCCAUGGGUCCCAUGGACACGAGGGCCACGGGCACGAGUCACACGGACAUGGGCACGAUGGAGCCCAUGAUAAUGGCCAUUCUCACAGUCAUUGA
Messenger RNA from Symbiodinium sp. CCMP2592, 1245 nucleotides. NCBI's taxonomy places the organism in Eukaryota, Dinophyceae, Suessiales, Symbiodiniaceae. The record is from the annotation of a GenBank genome assembly.